Molecule: messenger RNA, 2106 nt
Organism: Clonostachys solani
Lineage: Eukaryota; Fungi; Ascomycota; Sordariomycetes; Hypocreales; Bionectriaceae
Source: the annotation of a GenBank genome assembly
AUGGCCACCAGCCCCCAGGGCGAGGUCCAUGUAAGGACGGCCUCGCCAACCGGUGAAUGGACCGAGUCGAGCGCGCGCAGAGGAAGCAUGUCGGGGGCAAUCCGUCGCAUACGACAAGCCUGCACACAUUGCCGUCCUUAUACAUCACAGGGUACUGCAUUCGCUUCAGCAAAGCUGCCCAGUUCGGAGUUGCAUCCUGAGUUACUCAAGAGAAUUAAUCAAAUUGAGAGCCAGCUAGCCUUGCUAAGUGACCAAGGAUCAGCCAACUCAAGGUCUGUUACAAACCACUCUCCUGCUUUCUGUUGCGAAUGGAAGAACCUUCUGACCCUAAAUCUUCGUCCCAGCAUGAAUUACGUGGCCCUUGACCGAAUGUCGCAGUCUCCCCCGACCCUCAAUUCUGAAAACCGAAGCAUAAAUGUGGUACCAGGUCCUCGGCGAGCGUCUUCAUCGUCCCCUCAGCGUCGUUUAUCGCAGGGCGCAACGUACAAACCCGAAUCAAAUUCAGACUCCCCCGAUGCAGUGCGCUUCUCAACGCUGCCACCACAUUCCGUGGUGCAGUCCCUAGUUGACACGUAUUUCCAACACGCCUACAAUCAACCCUAUUCGUAUUUUCAAGAGGAGAGCUUUCGAGAAAAGCUCGCCUACGGUCUACUGCCGAAAUGCCUCAUCUUUGCCGUCCUGGCCUCAGCACUCCGGUUCUCCGACAAUCCGUAUUUCAAAUGGGCCAAGCAACAAGCCACGGAAGCGUAUGCACGCGAAGCCUGGCUCUCUGUUCUCAAUGACCACAUGACAGCAGAGAACUGCCCCAAUGUGCACGUGGCCCAGACCACCAAUAUACUAGCCAUCAUCGAUUUCACAGCCGGGCGAACCAGUUCGGGAUGGCUCAAGAUUGGCCUCGCCGUACGGAUUGCCCAGGACCUGGAGUUGAUGGAAGAACCCUCCGGCACAUUUUCCAUUGUCGAGCAGGAGGAGCGUAGAAGAACCUUUUGGUCUAUAUAUCUUCUCGACAAGCUCGUGUCCUGUGGGAGGAGCCGGCCGCCGGCCAUCUCUGAUGAAGACUGCCGGCUGAGCUUACCUUGCGACGAGCAAGCAUUUCGCCAAGGGUCCUUGCAGAAGACGGCGACCUUAUAUCAAGUAUCAAACUGGACCGCCGACUCGGACCGGAUUGGCGGCAACUUUGCUCUGACCAUACUGGCCGCGUCAGCCUUGGGACGGUGCGCUCGAUAUGUCUUGCACCAGCGGGACGCUGAUGAGCUGGCCCCCUGGGAUCAGAGGUCCGAGUUCGCGUCCAUCAACACCUAUCUUCUCCUCGUCAGUCAUCAUUUACGCAUCGAGAGCACGUCCGUCGGCGAUAUUGCCCAGGCACACACGAAGCCAGAUGGCUCUCUCGACUACCAAGAUGCGGCGCAUGCAGUGUUUUCUUUUGCCGUCUUCCACUUGUGCUACUGCCUCCUAAAUCACCCCAUCCUGCUCCGUCUUCGAGUCCAGAAAAUGAGCUACAGGGUUCCCUCCAACUUUUUGCGGAAGUGCCUGCAUACGAGCUGUGAACACGCAAGCAACGCCAUCGAGCUUGUCCACAAAGCAUCAGCCGCUGGCUUUCCCAUCCGGCCUUCUUUCUACGCGUAUGCGACCACUGUGGCAGGAAGUAUCAUCAUGAUGGCUGUCCGAUCCGGGGAACAAUCUAGUAUUCAGAUGGCGUCCGAACUUCAGGAAAAGAAUCAACAGGCCCUGAUGAUACUCGAGGAGAUGGGACGUGUUUGGGAACAUGCUUCUAAAAUGCACAUCCAACUCCUAUUAUUCGAUGCAAGUGACGUGGCAUCUGCCAUCAACUUGGAUGCAAAUGCAACGGCUGACCUCAACCCCGGGUUGGAAGAAGUGCUGUGGCCAAUUGUCGACUAUGGUCUCAUGUGUGGUAGCUUAGCAGGACCAAAAUCAAGUGCAAAGCCAUUGCAGCAGUCUCUAUUCGAUGACGAUGCCAACUGUUUUCCAACCAUAGACUUAAACGAGGAUAUCGAGCCGAUCGGAGGUUUCAUGGACCCUGGUACUGGAGCAGAUCACCUCAUUACCUCUGAAUUCUCUAUGUCUAACUUGGAAUACAUAAUAUGA